UCCGGCCAGGCACUUCCGGUUGCUGCAGGUCCCGGAGGAGGAGGGAGCCAUCGGAGCGGGGGCUGCGCCGCCCGGCCCAGCGCGGCCCGCUCCGCUCUCCUCCGCCCCGUGACCCCCCCGGGGUGGCAGCGGCGCCGCCGGCAGGUAUGUCAGAACACAGGAAUGAAUCCACAGCACUUGAUGAAAUUCAUCCAGCUGGAGAAGAGGUCCAGUCUGACUCUGAGGAAGGUGCAAUGGCUCAAGAGUCUCCCAAAAAUUCAGCAGCUGAAAUUCCUGUGACAAGCAAUGGACAGCUGGAAGAUUCUCAUGAGCACAGCUUUAAUAGGGACUUGAAACGUUCAUUACCAGCUGGACUUGGACUCUCUGAAACCAAAAUAACGUCUCAUGACUUUGACAGCACCAAAGAGGGAGUUGUUGAGGCAGGACCAUUUCCAGGGAAAGGUUCCUCAGCAUCACCCAAAUCAACUGUUAUAUCUGCCAGCAGUGCAGCAGCUAGCAGACUGGCUGGACAAGGUUGUGAUUUAAUUAUUCCCGCAGGGGGUAGAGCUCAGCAGAAGAGUGGACCCGUUGUGUUAGCAGAUGAAGUAAAGAAUCCAGCAAUGGAGAAGUUGGAAUUGGUGAGAAAGUGGAGCCUAAAUACUUAUAAGUGUACACGUCAGAUCAUCUCUGAAAAACUGGGUCGUGGCUCAAGAACAGUAGAUCUGGAGUUGGAAGCUCAAAUAGAUAUAUUGAGAGAUAACAAAAAAAAGUAUGAAAAUAUCUUGAGACUGGCACAGACUCUGUCAACACAGCUCUUCCAGAUGGUACAUACCCAAAGGCAACUUGGAGAUGCUUUUGCUGACCUGAGUUUGAAAUCAUUGGAACUUCAUGAGGAGUUUGGCUACAAUGCAGAUACGCAGAAACUUCUAGCUAAAAAUGGAGAGACUCUUCUCGGGGCUAUUAACUUUUUUAUUGCCAGUGUGAAUACACUGGUGAAUAAAACAAUUGAGGAUACGUUAUUGACUGUGAAACAAUAUGAAAGUGCCAGGAUUGAAUAUGAUGCUUAUCGAACAGACCUGGAAGAGCUGAAUCUUGGUCCUCGUGAUGCAAGCACUCUACCAAAGAUUGAGCAAUCACAACAGAUGUUUCAAGUACAUAAAGAGAAAUAUGACAAAAUGCGUAAUGAUGUAUCUAUCAAAUUGAAAUUUCUGGAAGAAAAUAAGGUGAAGGUCUUGCACAAUCAGCUUGUCCUGUUCCACAAUGCUAUUGCAGCGUACUUCGCUGGGAAUCAAAAGCAGCUUGAACAGACACUUAAACAGUUUCACAUCAAAUUGAAAACUCCUGGAGCAGAUGCUCCAUCCUGGCUUGAAGAACAGUAAUCAAAGAAGAGGACCCAAUGUUAACCUAAAAUCUAUAAAUCUAAUAAGAAUUAAGGGUUGGGGUUGGAGGACUGUUCUAGUGAUUCUUGCACAGAGAGCUUUAAUUUUUACUUUUUUUUUCCCUUUUAUGACACUGUAAAACUGAAUUUGUUGGGGAAAUGGGUAACUAAACAUAAUUUCUAUCAUUUCAAAUACAGAGCACUCUUUUUGUAUGUGAAGCCUGGUGGUUACUUCUGUAGCUGGGAUGGGGAGAGAGGGAGGGAGGGGGGAAAAGAAGAAAACAACUAUAUAGAUUUGCACUGACAAAUUAUGUUUGUGAUUUCUGGUCAUUUUGGUGGCUAGUUAAAAUAUUUCCAAAUGGAGAUUUAUGUGAUUUGUACCAACAUCUGGUAUUUUAUAGACAAAUAGAGAAAACAUCUUUAAUCAUUUUCAUAUGACUUUUAAAAAGGAGAGAGUUAAAAGAAUAUUUUGCAAAUUAAUAAUAUAAGGCUUGUAUGCAGUACAUGUGUACAGUAUAAGGCAGCAGUAGCGGUUGGCUCUGACUAGAGGAAUUGCAGCAGAUGCCUUUGUAAAAGAUGUACCUUUCCAUUGUAGAGUUAAAAAAACAACACUAAAGCAAGAAUCACAGUCAGUCUGAGGCUUCUAAGCACACAUCUUUGCUUUGCACCAAGUGGUUUGCUGAGAGAAGCCAACCAUACGAUGUACUAAUUUCAUUUAAAAUGUUACUUUAUGGGAAAAGAAAAAACAACCAUACUAGCCUUAAAUCACAGGUAUGUGCCUUUUUAUAAGAUAAUAUUUUCAACCAGUGUACAUAAUCUAAAACCCCUUUCAUGUAACGGUUUGUCAGUUCCCAGCGUGGGAAAGGAGACUGUGUAAAUGCUGUUUGUUUGUACACUUAGAGCAAGUAAAAGCUUUAGUUGACCUUCAUGGACAGAUACAGUUUUGAGCGAGGAAAUUGGGCCAGUAUGAUUUUUCUGUUUAAUUGAAAAGCGUACUCGAGUAAUGAGAGCAAUGUGGAGGAUACUUCUUUUUAAUUUCUCUGUCUGUAGCGUAGUCCUUCUUCAAAUGUAAAAUCCUGUCAGUUUUAUCAUAUCCAUUUUAAAUUCAGUUUAUUGGAGUCCUCGUUUGCACAUGUUAUACUGCUUUGUGUUCUAUGAAGUAAAACUGAAAUACUUCAGGUAUGUUAUUUACAACUGUGUGGAUUGUAUGAUUUAUGUACUGUAUGUUCAAAUGCCUUUCAGCUGACAUUCUUAAAGUUUUCAAUGCUUAACGGAACUGUAAUGUAACUGUAAAUCAAACUUUUUAAUCAUUCCUCAUUAAAUUCUUGGCCUGACAGUCUCCUUUAUGUUUUGAUUCUGUCAGAAUCUCUUGUAAUAGUUAAUUUACGUUCCCCAGAAUGUAUACCCUAUGUGAAUUUUGUAUUCAUAUUAAAGAUGUUUGCAGCCAAA
This is a messenger RNA of Coturnix japonica (Japanese quail), 2806 nucleotides long. RefSeq names its product ARF interacting protein 1 (gene ARFIP1). Gene Ontology annotation, biological process: regulation of Arp2/3 complex-mediated actin nucleation; intracellular protein transport. Gene Ontology annotation, molecular function: protein domain specific binding; phospholipid binding. The record is from RefSeq and is a predicted model, not a curated record. NCBI's taxonomy places the organism in Eukaryota, Metazoa, Chordata, Aves, Galliformes, Phasianidae. Gene Ontology annotation, cellular component: trans-Golgi network membrane.